This is a messenger RNA of Anopheles aquasalis, 1945 nucleotides long. Its product is annotated as forkhead box protein B2-like. The record is from RefSeq and is a predicted model, not a curated record. NCBI's taxonomy places the organism in Eukaryota, Metazoa, Arthropoda, Insecta, Diptera, Culicidae.
ACAAACACGUUGCGGGUUUGCGCCCGUUUCCCUUAGUGCAGAGCAGGCCGAGCCCGCCCGCUCGCCCCUCGCGUUUGACCAGCAUUCCUCCAGAACCGGGAGCAGCAGAAGCAAGCAGCAGAAGCAGAUCAAGAGAGAGAAGGAGAGAGCAAGCGAGAGUCGAAAAAUUUACCAACCAGCAGAGAAACAAAAGAAAGUAAAAAAAAAUUUAAAAAAAAAAAAAAAAGGCAGCAGCAAAACAAAGUGCGUCCAGUGCGUGCAGGUUAGUGUGUGAGUGCGUCUCUCAGUGAUCAACGAUUAGCAAGCAACAACAACAACAACAACCAUCAAGCAGGUCAACCAGGCCGCCACACGGCUGAUGUGGCCCCUCGUGGCCCAACCUCGAGCAAACUGCCAAGCGGAAGUGCCGCACCGCACCACCGUAACCGGAAGUCCGGGUUUGUAGUGGUGCGCUGCGUGUACGCGUGUGUCUGUCUGUGUGUGUUCGUGUGCGUGUGCGCGUGUAUCCCCCCCCCCCGGGGACCGGGAGUGAGCUUUUCCACAUCGCGCGCCGGUGUUUGGUGUUGCGCGCGAACGAACGCGAGAACUAACUAUCACGCGCCGCGGUAAAGGACGAAGGAGAAGGAAGAAGAAGAAGAGUGCGAUAAGAUAAGAGUAAGAGAGCCAGCACCCAAAAAAAACAACAACCAAAACCGACACCGAAAUGCCGAAGAUCUUCCUCAUCAAGAACCGGCUGCACCAGCAGCAGCUGCGGCUCCUCGAGGCCCAGAAGAACAGCCACUACGAUGGGGCGGAUGGUGUCCCGGGAAACGAUGGUGUCGUCGGGGACGUGGCGAGCGGUGCCGGUGCCGGUGCCAGUGGUGGUGCCGGCGGCAGCGGCGGUGGCGUCGGUGGCGGCAUCGGUAUCAGUGACGGCGCUGGUGUCAGUAGCGUAACCGCCGGCGUUGGAGGCACCAUCAACGAGCCGCUCUCGCUGGUAUCGCGCAAACGGGAACACAAGGAUACAGCAGAUCGCGACAUAUUCGGCGAAGAGAACCGGCUCAGUCCACCGUGCCGGAAGCGGGCCUCAUCGCCGGCCGUCUCCCUUUUCGCCCGCGCCGGCGGUGACGACCGGGGUCAGCAAGGUGGUCCGGCAUCAUCGGUGAUCGCGGCAGGUUUCGGUGGGCAUCAGCAACCGCCCCCGCAGCAGCACCAUCACCAUCACCACCACCAUCCGCAUCACCAUUCUUCUCUGCAUCAUCAUCAACAGCACAGUCAACAGCAUGGGCAUGGGGCGAUGGCGUACCACCAGCAACAUCAACACCCUCACCAUCAACACCAUCCGCAGCUGCUUCACAGUGGACGGUUCGCUCGGAGCGGCGGCAGCGGCGCGCCCACCACCAAAGAGUCCUGUGCCUCGGCGCCAGGAAGCUCGGUGCCGCCUUCCCCGACGAUCGCGGAGCAGGAAGAACGGGAUGAGGCUUACGGUGGGCACAAGCGACCGUCCUACAUCAGCUACGUUGGUGGUGGUGGUGGUGGUGGCGUGGGCCGGGGUGGUAUGAGAUAUGAGAAGCGGCGCAUCGCCUGCUACGGACCCUCACCGUACCUUGGCGUGCGCGACCGCGUACCGACGAAUGCGGAACGCAAAGCGUACCCACCGACACCACCACCACCCCCCGUAGCACCACCCCCAUCAGCAGCAGCAACCCCCCUUCCAACAGUAAGCAGCAGCACCCCCCCUUCCGUUACACCACCACAACCAACGGUCACAACGGUGGUGGAGACAACGAGUGACGCAGGGGCGCCAGCGCAGCAGCAGCACCGGGAGUCUGGUGGAGCUCUCACACUCACCGACGCGGAAGAUGAGGGGCUGGAUGAGCAGCAGCAGCAGCAGCAGCAGCAGGAGAAAAAGAAGAACAAACCCGGAGAAGUGAACGAGAUGCGCGCGGUGGUGGAGGUGGAAAAG